This is a messenger RNA of Physeter macrocephalus (sperm whale), 3495 nucleotides long. It is a transcript of the gene MASP2, whose product is annotated as MBL associated serine protease 2. The record is from RefSeq and is a predicted model, not a curated record. Gene Ontology annotation, biological process: complement activation, lectin pathway; proteolysis. The transcript is spliced from 11 exons. Gene Ontology annotation, cellular component: extracellular region. Gene Ontology annotation, molecular function: calcium ion binding; serine-type endopeptidase activity. NCBI's taxonomy places the organism in Eukaryota, Metazoa, Chordata, Mammalia, Artiodactyla, Physeteridae.
AUGCCAGGGGCAGGGCGGCUGGGGGCAGGGCCGCCGCCGGACAAACAGAUCAAAGGUGAGGCGCCCUGGGGCUCCAGACGGGGCCUGGCCGAGUGCACCAUGAGGCUGCUGGGCCUCCUGGGCCUGCUGUGGGGCUCGGCGGCCGCCGCGUCCUCGGGCCCGCAGUGGCCCGAGCCCGUGUUCGGGCGCCUGGCAUCUCCUGGCUUCCCGGGCAAGUAUGCCGACAACCAGGAGCGGCGCUGGGCCCUGACGGCGCCCCCCGGCUACCGCCUGCGCCUCUACUUCACUCACUUCCACCUGGAGCCCUCCUACCUCUGCGAGUACGACUUCGUCAAGCUGAGCGCCGGGGCCACGGUGCUGGCCACGCUGUGCGGCUCGGAGAGCACGGACACGGAGCGGGCGCCCGGCAACGCCACCUUCUACUCGCCGGGCUCCAGCCUCGACGUCACCUUCCGCUCCGACUACUCCAACGAGAGGCCGUUCGCGGGCUUCGAGGCCUUCUACUCAGCAGAGGACAUCGACGAGUGCCAGGUGCCCCCAGGAGAGGCCCCCACCUGCGAGCACCACGGCCACAAUCACCUGGGUGGCUUCUACUGCUCCUGCCGCGCGGGCUCUGUUCUCCACAGGAACAAGCACACCUGCUCAGCCCUGUGCUCAGGCCAGGUCCUCACCGCCCGCUCUGGGGUGCUCAGCAGCCCUGGAUACCCGCAGCCGUACCCCAAACUCUCCAGCGGCACCUAGAGCAUCCGCCUGGAGGAGGGGUCCCGUGUCACCCUGGACUUCGCGGAGUCCUUUGACGUGGGGACGCACCCCGAGACCCAGUGCCCCUACGACUCCCUGAAGAUUCAAACAGACAAGGAGGAAUGGGGCCCGUUUGGUGGGAAGACGUUGCCCCGCAGGAUUGAAACCAAGAGCAGCGCUGGCCAUCGCCUCUGCCGCCGGUCAGUCGGGGGCCACAGGGGCUGGGAGACCCGCUGCAGCAGCCCAGCUCAGCCCUGCCCUGACCCGAUGGCACCACCUAACGGCCACAUCUCCCCUAUGCAGGCCAAACACAUCCUGAAAGACCGCUUCUUUGUCUUUUGCGAGUCGGGCUACGAACUUCUGCAAGGUUAUUGGCCCCUGAAGUCAUUUGUUGCAGUCUGUCAGACAGAUGGAUCUUGGGACCAACCGAUGCCGGAGUGCGGCAUUGUUGACUGUGGCCCUCCUGACGAUCUACCCAGCGGCCAAGUGGACUAUAUCACGGGUACCGAGGUGACCAUAUACAAAGCUGUGGUUAAAUAUCGCUGUAAUGAGUUCUACACAAUGAGAACAAAUGACGGUAAGCAAAUUGUAAAUAUGUGUGAGGCUGAUGGAUUCUGGACGAGCUCCAAAGGAGAAAAAUCACCCCCCCUUUUUCCCCCCGUUUGUGGAAUAUCCAUCCGUACCACAGAAGGUCGUGUAUAUGGAGGACAAAAUGCAAAGCUUGGCGAUUUUCCUUGGCAAGCCCUGUUAUUAGGUAAAACUAUAGCAGCAGGUGCACUUCUUUAUGACAGCUGGAUCCUAACAGCUGCUCAUGCUGUAUAUGAGCGAAGAGAAGACGCCUCCUCCCUAGACAUUAGAAUGGGUGCCCUGAAGAGACUGUCACCUCAUUAUACACAAGCCUGGGCCGAGGCCAUUUUUAUACAUGAACGUUACACUCAUGAUGCUGGUUACAAUAAUGACAUAGCAUUGACUGAACUGAAGAACAAAGAUGUAUUAAAUAGCAACAUCAUGCCUAUUUGCUUGCCAAGAAAAGAAGCUGAAUGCUUCAUGAGAACCAAUGAUAUUGGAACUGCAUCUGGAUGGGGAUUAACCCAAAGGGGUUUUCUUGCCAGUAAUCUAAUGUUUGUUGACACACCAGUUGGUGACCAUCAAAACUGUACUGCAGCAUAUGAAAAGAAGUCCUAUCCGGGGGGAAGGGUAACUGACAACAUGCUUUGUGCUGGUUUAGAAAGUGGGGGCAAGGACAGCUGUAAGGGCGAUAGCGGGGGGGCAUUAGUGUUUCUACAUAAUGAGACACAGAAAUGGUUUGUGGGAGGAAUAGUGUCCUGGGGUUCCAUUAAUUGUGGGGAAGCAGAUCAGUAUGCGGUCUACACAGAAGUCAUUAACUAUAUUCCCUGGAUCAAGAACAUAAUUAAUAAUUUUUAACUCGUGUGUCUUCGGUGAGUACGUGAUUCUUUGUUCUAAAAAAUACCUGUAAAAGACCUCAGCAGCAAACUGACCUGAGAAACAUUAACAGGACAGUUGCCAUUCCACCUCAAAACCAAACCAAACUAAACCAAACUACAGGCGAGAUGUGCCUGAACAGGCACUUCUCCACUUGCCACUUUUCCACCGCUUACUCUUUGAUUGAAAGGGACAUAAACCAUUGUAGCGAUAUUCAUUGUUGCCAAUCCAACAGAAACUCACUGGUUAAAUUUGGAUUUACUUACAAAAGUCCAGUGUCUUUCUGUACUGGCCAUUUGCAUUUCUGGAAAUUGCCUGUUCAUGUUCUUUAACUGUUUUUCUCCAGGUUUUUGUACUUGUUCUUAUUGUUCUCUGAGAGUGUUACAUAUUAUAGCAGUAUUGGUUCAGGAAUUACUUUGAAUCAUGUUUUUCUUGGGUAGAUAAAUUGGAAAUAUCAAUACUUUGGCCUAGGAACAGACUGAUUUCCAUGUUAAAACCAGUGCUGUAGUUUUUCACUUCUCAAACUGGCAGACAAAAAGAACAUGGAACAGCACUAGUUCACACUGUCGAGGACAACGAAUUUUCUGAAGGACAAUUUGGCAAAUAUACUUCGCAAGUCUUCAAAGCAUGCAAAGUCUUUGACCUGGUAAUUCCAACGCUAAGAUUUUAAUUAAGCUGUGAGGAUGUUCCUAGCACUUAGAAAUAACCUAAAUAUUUUAUUUUCAAAUUCAGAAGACAGUUGAAUCAAGUGUAGCAUUUUCCAUAAGACGAAAUACAACAUUAAAAGUAAGUGGCGGUAUUAUUGAUAAAUCAAUCUGUAGUGUUUUUUUCCUUCUUACCACGAACGUGGAAUACUUGGGCACACUUAAAAACAGAUUACAGCUCAUACAACAGCUAAGUACAGAACUUAAAUACACAGUUAAGAGUGACUCUCCUAGUAUUCAACAACAACAAAUUAUUCUAAUUAUCACAUACAUCUUCUGAAUUACUAAGUACUCAACAUCUUUUUCCUAAGGACAGCAUUUAAGCUCUGACUUAACCUUAAAAAUCUCAUUUCAUUCAGUUGGCCAUUCCUCCCUAAAAAGUUUUAAUACUUAUCAUUUAACAAAGUUUUUCAUUCUAGCCAAACAGUUACCAUUAUAUGUAGAAAUUCAUUGUGAGUUUUGAUUAACUUCUCUUGUGCAUAUGAAGUGCAACUUCUUUAGACUCACUUUUUAAAGGUAACUUUCCAACAUCUUUGUCACAUUAAAAAAAAAAAAAAAAAAAGAAACUGUGUUUUUCCAGUAAGACUCCAGACACUAAACUGUGGUG